Molecule: messenger RNA, 1429 nt
Organism: Eutrema salsugineum
Lineage: Eukaryota; Viridiplantae; Streptophyta; Magnoliopsida; Brassicales; Brassicaceae
Product: delta(14)-sterol reductase
Exons: 13
Coding region: 101-1219 (372 amino acids)
Biological process (GO): sterol biosynthetic process
Cellular component (GO): endoplasmic reticulum membrane
Molecular function (GO): Delta14-sterol reductase activity
Source: RefSeq, a predicted model, not a curated record
AAAAAUUGAAAUGGUUUCGUCUGGCAUCUGAAUUAAACAAAGCGAGAGGCGAUACAGUUGAUUCGAAUGCUUCAUCGUCUACUUUGAAUCCCCUGUGCUAAUGCUAGAUAUGGAUCUCCGUCUUCUUCUACAGUCUCUCACUCCCUCAUCGCAAUCUGUUUAUGUGCUGGUGUUUUACUUCGUUUACUUGGCCGUUGCUGGAGAAAUUCUUCCCGGAAAAGUUAUUCGCGGCGUACUUUUACCAGAUGGCUCCCAGCUUCGUUACCGAUGCAAUGGUCUAUUCGCACUAACAUUACUGGUCGCUAUUUUGGGAAUCUGUGCAAAACUCGGCAUUGUAUCACCUCUUGUGGUCGCUGAUAGAGGGCUUGAGCUACUCUCAGCUACUUUUAUCUUCUGUGUUUUGGUGACAUUAGCAUUGUAUGUUACUGGUCGCAGUUCCUCGGAUAAGAGUUCUUCCCUUAAGCCUCAUGUCUCCGGAAAUCUUGUACAUGACUGGUGGUUUGGGAUUCAGCUGAAUCCUCAGUUUUUGGGCAUCGAUCUUAAGUUUUUCUUUGUCAGAGCCGGGAUGAUGGGAUGGCUGCUUAUCAAUCUCUCUAUUCUGGCAAAAAGUGCGCAGGAUGGUUCCUUGAGUCAGUCGAUGAUUCUUUACCAGAUCUUCUGUGCGUUAUAUAUAUUGGACUACUUUGUUCAUGAAGAAUACAUGACCUCUACGUGGGACAUAAUUGCAGAGAGGUUAGGCUUCAUGCUGGUGUUUGGAGAUCUCCUGUGGAUUCCUUUCACUUUUAGCAUUCAGGGCUGGUGGCUUUUGAACAACAAAGUAGAGCUAACAGUUCCUGCUAUUGUAGCCAAUUGCUUUGUGUUCUUGAUAGGGUACAUGGUUUUUCGAGGGGCUAACAAACAAAAACAUAUCUUUAAAAAGAACCCUAAAACCCCUAUAUGGGGUAAGCCUCCAGUGGUCGUUGGAGGAAAGUUGCUGGCUUCAGGCUAUUGGGGAAUCGCAAGGCACUGUAAUUACCUUGGCGACUUGAUGCUUGCUCUGUCCUUCAGUUUGCCCUGUGGAAUAAGUUCUCCAGUUCCAUAUUUCUACCCGAUAUACCUCCUGAUACUGUUAAUAUGGAGAGAACGAAGAGACGAGGUUCGAUGUGCAGAGAAGUACAAGGAGAUCUGGGCUGAGUAUCUUAGACUUGUCCCCUAUAGAAUCCUUCCUUACGUCUAUUAACUCUGCCAAGUCUUUAAGAUUCGUUCUCUCGUGUCUUUCUUUCAUAUUCUUGUUUCAAUGUGAAAUUAUAAAGGUUUCACUAUGGCUUUUAGCAAUGUUUAGAUUGAUGCUUUGAUGAACACGUUUGAGAAUUCCACUUUUAUUAUCUGGCAUGGAAAUCAAAAUGUUCCGAACCUCCUUAAAACUAGCUUCAUUUUGUUGUAACUAGCA